Molecule: messenger RNA, 1947 nt
Organism: Funneliformis mosseae
Lineage: Eukaryota; Fungi; Glomeromycota; Glomeromycetes; Glomerales; Glomeraceae
Source: the annotation of a GenBank genome assembly
AUGCAUUUGCUUGCCUAUCCACCUACAUUUUCUAUCUACAUCAAUUUCCUUACACCAUCCACAUACAAAGCAAAUGUGACUGCACAUACUACUGGGAGGCUUUUGUUAGACUCUCUUCAAUUUUGUGUAAUGGAAAACAAUCCCAUGUAUAAACUAACUUACAAUGACAAGGUCAUACGUAAUGACGAAACGCUUGAAAAAUUGGGAAUCAAGGAAGGUGACAAAAUCUUUGCAAUAGAGAGUAAAUAUCCAUUAUCAAUGCUGACAAUGCCAAAACGGAUUGUCCCAGCAUCAAUAAAACUUUAUAUAAAAACUCCUGCAGGAAAAGUUAUAACACUAAUAUUAUCUUCGAGUGACUUCAUCGAGAUCAUUAUUCAAAAGAUUCAAGAAAAAGAAGGCAUUCCCCUUGAUCAACAACAAAUUUUCUUCAAUGGAAGAAUAUUGAAGUAUGGGUAUACGUUGGCAUUUUACAAUAUUCAUACAGAAUCCAUAUUAAAUCUUGUAAUCGAAUCUCAUUUAGAAAUGUUUCAAAUAUUUAUAAAUAUUUUACGUGGAGAAGAAAUUUCUCUAGAUGUACAUUCAAAUCUCAGUGUUUAUUUCGUUAAGUUAGCGAUUCGAGAAAAAAAAGACUUUCCACCUAACAUACAGGCUUUAAUUUUUGCUGGAAGGCAACUGGAUAAUGAUUGCACUUUGGCGGAUUGCAAUAUCAAAAGUAAAUCCAAAUUACAUCUUGUACUCAGAAUUAGUGCUGGGAUGUUUCACGAAACUAGUGGUCGAAAAGAGUUCAAUGCAUUACCACCACUUACGCGAUAUACACAAACAUCUGAAGAAAACCUACAAGAUGGUGUUCAUAUUGGUAUUGCUUGUGACUCUUGUGGUAAAAGUGAAUGGAAAGGAGUAAGGUUAGUGAAAAUAUUAAAUGAUUUGUAUAAUAUCCAUUCAUUUUGCUUUUCUGAUGAUGCAAUUCUGCUUACAUUAUGUCCCACACUUUUUUCUGUUCACAGAUAUAAAUGUAUGGAAUUUUCUAAAAAUUAUGAAUCCAUUGAAUACAAAGAUUGUUCAAAAUGCACCGCCAUUGCUCCAGUUACCAUCUCCCCAAUACUUCCAACCACAAAGGAAGAGAUGUUGACUUUAUUACGUGAAGAGGAACGGUUAAGAUUGUCGCCAGAAAUACAAAAACAAUAUUAUAACGUUGGGAAUGAUCCCACGCUUGGAAUAGACUGGAUGGAUGUCACUGACCAGAUGCAGAAAAAGUUGGUCAAAGAUUUUGGCUAUUCAAAUGAAGCUGUACAAUUAUUGCGACGUGCUCCGCAGCUUUAUAAAGAUGAUCCUGCAUUUCAUACCACUCAAUUAUAUGUUCGCAAUAACAUUGCUCGUAAGGGAGAUCUCACGGAAGGAAUGAAAGCACCCGAUUGCCCACUGGUUCCUCUAGAAUCAUUAGCAACUACAGUAGAGAUUAGAAAUUCUGGUACACCGAUCACGAUUUCCUUGCAUUCACUUUAUCGUUCAAGACGACCUCUUGUUCUUCUCGGAAGCUCAUAUACAUGUCCUUUAUUUCGAUACAUGUCUCAUGUACUCAAUGACAUAUAUGAACGUUAUCAAACGCAUAUAGAUUUCUACAUGAUUCAAAUUCGAGAAGCACAUGCAAGUGAUGUUUGGCCUAUUGGUAAUAUCAUAGAUGUUAAGAAACAUCGUACAUUAGCUGACCGUUUAUCUGCUGCACAAGAAAUGGUCCGGGCAACACAACUAAAGAUUCCAAUGUUGGCAGAUACCAUGGAUGAUACUUUCCUAAGAUUGUAUGCUCCGUGGCCUUUUCGCUUCUUUGUUAUUGUAGAUGGCGUUUUGAAACUUGUGGGGAUGGUAAAAGAUGCAUGUUACGAUACUACAGACCUGGUCGAUUGUCUAGAAGUUCUCUUGAAAGACAAAUAUGAGUAUGGUGUUGUAUAA